This is a messenger RNA of Leptidea sinapis, 2303 nucleotides long. Its product is annotated as alpha-amylase 4N-like. Gene Ontology annotation, molecular function: cation binding; alpha-amylase activity. The coding region runs from base 168 to 2207 and encodes 679 amino acids. The transcript has 12 exons. Lineage: Eukaryota; Metazoa; Arthropoda; Insecta; Lepidoptera; Pieridae. Gene Ontology annotation, biological process: carbohydrate metabolic process. The record is from RefSeq and is a predicted model, not a curated record.
ACUACUUGGAACGACAAAUAGUUAAAAUAUAUUGAAAUUGUGCAAAAUUAUCCAGUAAAAGUAAAACUCAAUUGAAACAUGCAGAUAUUUUGAUUGGGAAUGAAAUUCUGUUGUUUGUUUACUGUGAAAAAAGAUAAAAUAUAAGCUGAUAACCUAAAACAAUCAGGAUGUUUCGAUUCAUCCUCCUGCUGACCGCUGUGGCGUCAUGCUUUGCAUACAAGGACCCUCAAUUUGCAAGCGGCCGAACCACAAUGGUGCACCUUUUUGAGUGGAAAUGGGAUGACAUCGCCGCUGAGUGUGAAAGGUUCCUUGGUCCUAAAGGAUUCGGUGGUAUUCAGAAAAAGAAAAAUAUAUUGGCGCAUCUCUUUGGUAAACUUGAAGACAAAAUUGCUGCUAAAUGUAAGAAGCUCCUUCAAAAAGGUAAUCAAAAACAGCACUUAAAAGGUAAUCAAGAACAGCAUCAAAAAGGUAAUCAAGAACAGCACCAAAAAGGUGAUCAAGCAAACGACCAAAAGGGUAAACAAGAAAAUCAUCAAAAAGAUAAUCAGCAACAGCACCUAAAAGGUGAUCAAGCAAACGACCAAAAGGGUAAACAAGAAAAUCAUCAAAAAGAUAAUCAACAACAGCACCUAAAAGGUGAUCAAGAAAACGAUCAAAAAGGUAAUCAACAACAGCACCUUAUAGGUGAUCAAGAAAACGAUCAAAAAGGUAAUCAAGAACUGCAUCAAAAUAAAACUGUUGAAAUUAAGCCCCACAAGAACCCACAUUUUGCAAAAGGCCGGACAGCUAUAGUAAAUCUUUUUGAAUGGAAAUGGAAUGACACUGCAGAAGAAUGUGAAAGAUUUCUAGCUCCUAGAGGAUUUGGUGGUGUCCAGAUUUCCCCUCCCAACGAGAAUUUGGUGAUAUGGUCCAGGAACCGUCCGUGGUGGGAGCGCUACCAGCCGAUGUCAUAUCGUCUUGUUACCCGCUCCGGGAACGAACAACAGUUUGCUAACAUGGUACGAAGAUGCAACAACGUUGGUGUGAGGAUCUACGUAGACGCUAUCAUCAACCACAUGACCGGAACUUGGAACGAGAACGUGGGCACUGGUGGCAGCACUGCCAACUUCGGCAACUGGGACUACCCAGGAGUACCAUACUCAAGAAACGAUUUCAACUGGCCCCAGUGUGAGAUUCAGGGAAGCGACUAUGGCAACAACGCUGAAAGGGUACGCAAUUGUGAGCUGUCGGGUCUCAAAGAUUUAAAUCAAGGAACUGAAUAUGUCCGUAAUAUGAUCGUUAAUUAUAUGAAUCAUUUGAUUGAUCUGGGUGUCGCUGGAUUCAGAAUUGACGCCGCAAAACACAUGUGGCCUGGUGACUUACGCGUCAUCUACGACAGGCUUCGAAACCUUGACCCAAGCCAUGGUUUCGCAUCUGGAGCCCGACCCUACAUUUACCAGGAAGUUAUUGAUCUUGGCGGUGAAGUGAUUAGCAGGGAUGAAUACACGCCCCUGGCAGCCGUUACUGAGUUUAAAUUUGGAAUGGAACUAAGUCGUGCUUUCACUAGUGGAAAUCAACUGAGAUGGCUUAUAAACUGGGGUCCAAGCUGGGGGCUUCUGGUAUCGGGAGAUGCCCUGACCUUCAUCGAUAACCACGACAACCAGCGAGGCCACGGCGCUGGUGGAAACAUCCUCACCUACAAACAGUCCAGGCCGUAUAAGGCAGCUAUUGCUUUCAUGUUGGCCCAUCCAUAUGGAGUUCCCCAGCUGAUGAGCAGCUUUGACUUCCACGACACGGAAGCUGGCCCUCCGAUGGACUCCAGUGGCAAUAUCGUGUCACCAUCCAUUAACUCCGAUAACACAUGCGGCAACGGAUGGAUCUGCGAGCAUCGCUGGCGUCAAAUCUUCCAAAUGGUAGCAUUCAGAAACGUGGCUGGAAGCACCGGUAUUAACGAUUGGUGGGACAAUGGUAGCAACCAGAUCGCUUUCUGCCGCGGCGGUCAAGCAUUCAUCGCUUUUAACAACGACAACUGGGAUCUUAACCAGACUUUACAGACUUGCCUGCCUGCUGGUAAUUACUGUGACGUCAUAUCGGGAGAGAAGCAAGGCAGCGGAUGUUCUGGCAAAGUGGUGACAGUCGGUAGCGAUGGCCGCGCACACAUCAGCAUUGGUGCCAACGAAUAUGACAUGAUGCUUGCUAUUCAUCAGGGCAGUGAGUCGAGAUUGUGAGGCGGUUCUGAAGAAAAUAAUAUAUUCAUUAGUGACUGUUUCUUCAUCACACUUUGUAAAUAAACAAUAAUAAUAAACUGUUAAGUUAAUUAUAAA